Molecule: messenger RNA, 701 nt
Organism: Vanrija pseudolonga
Lineage: Eukaryota; Fungi; Basidiomycota; Tremellomycetes; Trichosporonales; Trichosporonaceae
Gene: SFM1
Product: Protein arginine N-methyltransferase SFM1
Exons: 5
Coding region: 39-701 (220 amino acids)
Biological process (GO): peptidyl-arginine methylation
Molecular function (GO): protein-arginine omega-N monomethyltransferase activity
Source: RefSeq, a predicted model, not a curated record
UAUUGCCCCAUCGCAGCCGCAGCACGCAGCACGCAGCCAUGACAAAAGGAUUCAAGUACAUUAUCGAGCACAUGGAGCAGGACGACGAGGCGACGCGCGCCCUGCCGGAGUGGGUACGCCUUGAAUACGCGCACAUGCUCGUUGCCGUGGGCCCGAACUCCGAAGUGGACUUCACCUCGCUCUCCAGCUCCUCCAUCCCUCCCUUGAAGUCGUACCUCGAGACCAAGCCGUCGAGCUCCAAGGCAGGCCUUCACACCGCCCCUGUGCUCGACAUGCUCGCGGCGCGUAACCCCCCGAUCCCGCAGGCGCGGGUAUGCCUGCUCGACCCGCGCGCGCCGCAGGUAAUCUCCCCCGACGACGCCGACAAGUUCGAGGUGUUCCUGUACGGCGGUAUCCUCGGCGACGACCCGCCCCGCGACCGUACCGGCGAGCUGCGCCGCCUCGGGUUCGAGGGCCGCCACCUUGGCCCCGUGCAGAUGACUACUGAUACCGCGGUCAAGGUCACCAAGAUUGUCGUUGAGGACCAGGUCCCCCUCGACCAGAUCAAGUUUAUCGACUUCCCGACCAUCACAUUCAACAAGCACGAGUCGAUCGAGAUGCCGUUCCGCUACGUGACCGACGCCAAGGGCGAGCCCAUCCUCCCGCCCGGCAUGAAGGACCACCUCAAGGCGGACCUCAACCGCACGAUUGACGACUUUUGA